Molecule: messenger RNA, 3336 nt
Organism: Closterium sp. Yama58-4
Lineage: Eukaryota; Viridiplantae; Streptophyta; Zygnematophyceae; Desmidiales; Closteriaceae
Source: the annotation of a GenBank genome assembly
AUGUGCGGAUUUUACCGUGUUUUUAGGCUGGACGUGCUCGUUCCGAGCGAUUUUCUUCCACCAGGUCGUCGUUGCACUUGUCUGGUCCUAUUACUAAGCCAGCAAGGGCGUGGGAGGGUUGCGAGCAUCGUCGGUCAUCGGCGCUCGCGAAUGAAGAGCGCCCGCUGCACUUCCUCCACAUGUGCGGAUCCUUCCGCGUUUUGGGGCUGGAAGCGCUCGUUCCGAGCGUUUUUCUUCUGCCGGGUCACGUGGCUGCGCUUGUCUGGGCCUAUUGCCAAGCCAGUAAGGGCGUGGGAGGGUUGCGAGCAUCAUCGGUUAUCGGCGCUCGCGAAUGAAGAGCGUCCGCUGCACUUCCUGCAGAUGAGUGGGUCCUUCCACGUUUCGGGGCUGGAAGCGCUCGUUCCGAGCGUUUUUCUUCCGCCGAGUCACGUGGCUGCGCUUGUCUGGGCCUAUUACCAAGCCAGCAAGGGCGUGGGAGGGUUGCGAGCAUCAUCGGAUUCGGACAGACAUUCGGGGCGAUCUGGGCCGUCGGAUGCAUACACGGCGAGCGGUCGAGAUGAUGACGAUCAGAUGGACGAUUUCGACCGCGACUCCGCAGGGCGGGAUGCGGAGGAAGCAGAGGUGGAUCCGAUGCUGUUUGAGAACGGCAGCGAGGGCGGCGAAGCGGACGGCGCGGCGGGGCGAGCGGGCGAGGAGGAGGAGGAGGAGGGCGAGGAUCUGCUGAGGGAUGAUUUCCUGGAUGACUACCGCCCCAUGCCCCAUCUGGACGAGUACGAGAGGGAGCAUCUGGCGGACAGUGAGGGCGACACCAGGAGCAGCGGGCAGCGCGCGGCAGACAGGCGGGCGGCGGAGCGAGAAAUGGCGCGCCGAGACGCCGGGAGGAGGGGAGCAGCGGGGGAUGAUGGGGGGAACCGACUGCCGUCCAUCCUCAGGGACCAAGAUGACGAUGACAGCGGGCUCUUCACUCGCAGGGGGCAGCGCCGGCGACGCACCGACUCUGCUGAUGCUGCUGUGGGGGGGAGCUUUGCCACGGAGGGCACAGGAGGAGGGGAGGAGGACGAGGCAGAGGAGGAGGAUGAUAUCAACGAUGACUCGCUGUACAACAUGCAGGGCAGCCUGAGGGAGUGGGUAUCGCGGGACGAGGUGCGGCGCUUCAUGGCUCGCAAGUUCCGCCACUUCCUGCAGACAUUCAAGGACACGCGCGGGCGGCACCGCGGUGACAGCGACGCCGACUAUGCCAUUCGAAUUCGAGAGCUGGUGGAGAUGAACAGCUGUUCAUUGGAGCUGGACUACUCGCACCUCCUCACCACCCACCCCAUCCUCGCCGUCUGGCUCGCUGAUGCGCCCAAGCAGGUGCUGGAGGUAUUAGAUGAGGUGGCGCAGGCGGAGGUGUUUCGAGCGUUCCCCAUGUACGAGCAGGUGCACGAUCGCAUCUACGUGCGCGUGGCGGGACUGCCUGUCAUCGACCAGAUCCGCGACAUCAGGCAGACGCAUCUCAACUGUCUCAUCCGCGUGGGGGGUGUUGUCACUCGCAGGACCGGAGUGUUCCCCCAGCUGCAGCAGGUGAAGUACAACUGCAUCAAGUGCGGCGCCAUCCUUGGCCCCUUCUUCCAGACGUCCUCCUCGGAGAUCCGCAUCCGCACGUGCGCUGAGUGCCAGUCCAAGGGGCCCUUCCAAGUCAACGUGGAGCAGACCAUCUACCGCAACUACCAGAAGAUGACCCUGCAGGAGAGCCCUGGCAGCGUUCCAGCGGGGCGGCUGCCGCGCUACAAGGAGGUGGUGCUGCUGAAUGACCUCAUUGACUGCGCCAGGCCGGGGGAGGAGAUUGAGGUGACGGGCAUCUAUGUGAACAACUUUGAUGCAGCACUGAACACACGGCAGGGCUUCCCCGUGUUCUCCACGGUGAUAGAGGCGAACCACGUCAGCAAGCGACAGGACGCAUUUGCUGCGUACCGGCUGACGGACGAGGACAAGGAGGAGAUCAUGCGGCUUUCGAGGGACCCACGCAUUGCUGAGCGGAUCAUCAAGUCCAUCGCCCCUUCCAUCUACGGCCACGACAACGUGAAGACCUCCCUAGCGUUGGCCAUGUUCGGGGGGCAGGAGAAGAAUGCGGGGGGCAAGCACCGGCUGAGAGGCGACAUCAACGUGCUGCUGCUGGGAGACCCAGGCACGGCCAAGUCUCAGUUCCUCAAGUACCUGGAAAAGACAGCUCACAGGGCCGUUUACACAACGGGCAAGGGCGCAUCAGCGGUGGGGCUGACAGCAGCCGUGCACAAGGACCCCGUCACGCGCGAGUGGACCCUGGAGGGAGGGGCUCUGGUGCUGGCGGAUAGGGGCACUUGCCUGAUAGACGAGUUUGACAAGAUGAGCGAACAGGACAGGGUGUCCAUCCACGAGGCCAUGGAGCAGCAGAGCAUCAGCAUCAGCAAAGCGGGCAUCGUCACAUCCCUCGCUGCUAGAUGCUCCGUCAUUGCCGCUGCCAACCCCAUUGGGGGAAGGUACGACUCCAGCAAGACGUUCGGGCAGAACGUGGAACUUUCAGAGCCCAUCCUCUCUCGCUUUGACUGCCUGCUCGUCAUCAAGGACCUGGUCGACCCAGUGGUGGACGAGCACUUGGCACGCUUUGUAGUGGGCAGCCAUCAGAAGUCGCACCCUCAGGCGCAUGGGCAUGGGCAUGGGCAUGGGCAUGGCAGCGACGGGCCAGCGAGAGAGGAGGACCCCGAUGUCAUCCCGCAGGACCUUCUGAGAAAAUACGUCACCUACGCCCGCCAGAACGUCUUCCCUCGCAUGCACGAUGCUGACGCCGACAAGAUUGCGCUUGUAUACGCCGACCUGCGCCGGCAGUCCCUGCAAGGGCAGGGCGUGCCAAUCGCGGUGCGCCACGUGGAAUCAAUGAUCCGCAUGGCAGAGGCGCACGCCAGGAUGCAUCUGCGACCGUUCGUCACGGACGAUGACGUGGACACCGCCAUCCGCGUGCUGCUGGAGUCGUUCAUUGGCACUCAGAAAUAUGGCGUGCAGCGUGCACUCGAAAAGUCCUUCAGUCGUUACAUGUCUCACCGGAGGGAUCUGCACCAGCUGCUGCUGCACCUGCUGCGGCAGCAGCUGAGGGAGGCGCUGAGGCUGAGGGACCUGGGGUGGACGCAGCCCAGCAGGCGCGGGGGAGGGGCGGCGGGCGAGGGAGAGGAGGUGGUGGAGAUGCGAGUGGACGAGCUGGAAGCCAAGGCUCGCGAGUAUGGCAUAGUGGAUCUGAGCUCUUUCUUUGCCAGCCGCCACUUCACUGACAACCACUUCACACUCGACACGCUCCACCGCGUCAUGCUGCACCCCGUGGUGUAG